Asparagus officinalis (garden asparagus) is the source of this 1002-nucleotide messenger RNA. Its product is annotated as E3 ubiquitin-protein ligase RMA3-like. The record is from RefSeq and is a predicted model, not a curated record. The transcript has 2 exons. Gene Ontology annotation, molecular function: ubiquitin protein ligase activity; ubiquitin-like protein conjugating enzyme binding; metal ion binding. Bases 157 to 840 code for a protein of 227 amino acids. Gene Ontology annotation, cellular component: endoplasmic reticulum. NCBI's taxonomy places the organism in Eukaryota, Viridiplantae, Streptophyta, Magnoliopsida, Asparagales, Asparagaceae. Gene Ontology annotation, biological process: ubiquitin-dependent protein catabolic process.
GCGGAGGUUCAAAGCUCUCCUAUUCGUCGUCACCUUCGUCUCUCGCUAUUCUCACCCCUUUUUUUUCCUUCAAAAAUCCCCGCUCCUUUCUGCUCUUCAAUAAAGUUUUGUACAGAGGGAGAGAAAGAAAGCGGCAGAAUCUACCGAAAUCAAUAAAUGGAACCGGAAGGAACCACCAUGAACCUCUUCGAUAACUCCACGAACAAAUCCUUCCCUCAUCAAGAACAAUCAAGAAGAACCCAUCUCACUGAUUCUUCAGCUUCAUCAGACACACGGGCAUCAGCCAAUACGUGCUUCGACUGCAGCAUAUGCUUAGACUCUGCAGUUGAUCCUGUGGUCACAUUCUGCGGUCACCUCUACUGCUGGCCUUGCAUCUACAAAUGGCUAAAAGUUGACACCACAGUCCCUCAACAAUGCCCUGUUUGCAAAUCCCCCGUCUCCGAAAACUCACUAGUCCCCCUCUAUGGCCGUGGCAGUAGCAACCUAACCCCUAAAAGUAAAACCCUCGACAUACCAAAAAGACCCGUUAUCUUAGGGGAUUUGUCUUCUGUCAAUAUGCAUCGACCAAUGGAAGGGCAUAAUCAUCAUCAUCAUCAUCAUCAUUACUAUCCUUCGCCAUGGAGCUCGACUGCAGGGGGAGUAUUGGGAGGCUUAGCUAUAGCGAUACUCCCUUUAUUUUCAAGGAAUAGUCAAGGAGGGGAGAUGUAUUUGUCAAGGCUGAGUAAUCUUGUAACUAGUGGGAAUAGUGUCAGUCAGAGAGAGAGGAGAGUGGAGGAUUCACUUCAUCAGAUUUGGGCAUUUCUCUUCUGUUGUGCUGUUUUCUGUUUGGUUUUCUUCUGAUGGCAGUUCGGUUAUACCUUGUAAAUAAAUUGCAUAGAUGAGUGUUAGUAAUGAGGUGUAUUGAGUGAAGGCUCUCAUAUCAGAAUGUCUAGUGGUACCAAAAAAUAUGUGCUUGUAUGUUAAAUAGUACCAUGAGUCAAAUGAAUUAAUUUUCAUUUCAUA